Molecule: messenger RNA, 765 nt
Organism: Sclerotinia borealis F-4128
Lineage: Eukaryota; Fungi; Ascomycota; Leotiomycetes; Helotiales; Sclerotiniaceae
Source: the annotation of a GenBank genome assembly
AUGUAUACCAAUCUUUUGACGGCGGCUAGUCUUAGUCUUUGUGCUGUGGUGCUUGCGGGACCCCAGUUGGAGAGACGGCAAGAUGUGGAUGUCUCCGCCAUCGCCUCAUCCCUCUCCUCUCUCUCCUCCGCCCUAACCCCCAACCCCUCCAUCGCCUCCCAACUAACCGGCAUCCCCACCUCCAUCCAAGCCCUCCAAUCCUCUCCAGCCGGACUUUCCCAAGUAGCCCAAGAAUUCGCCACAUCUAUCCCUGCCUGGUUCCUCUCGCUCUCCCCCGACGCCCAAAGCUACGUGAUCAACGCCGGCGCUGCACGCGAAACUGUCUUUAGUCUCGAGGCUUUGUUAACUGGUACCGGUGGCGCUACCGGUACUGGUAGCGUCACCGCGACUCCUACUCCUACUCCCACUCUCACUCUCACACCUACAUUUACAGGCGUGAUAAAUGGAACGACAGCAACGCUAGUACCGCUCGGUACAGGUGCAUUGACUACGGCGAGUGGGAGUGCAAGUGGAAGUGCAAGUGGAAGUGGAAAUAGUACAGUAACAACGAAAAAGCUGUCAAGCACGACAGCAUCAGAGACGAUAUCAGAAACAGAGACAAAGACAACAGGAACAAGUGAGAAAACGACUACGAGUGGAGGAAGUGGAGGAUCGACGGCAAAAGCAAGUCCGCUUUCUAGUUCGAGUAAGGCGGGAGCGGCUCAGGUGACUGGGGCUGUGGGGUUGGGGUUGGCGGGAUUGGCGGGUUUGGUUUGGGCGUUGUGA